Molecule: messenger RNA, 4534 nt
Organism: Betta splendens (Siamese fighting fish)
Lineage: Eukaryota; Metazoa; Chordata; Actinopteri; Anabantiformes; Osphronemidae
Gene: mxi1
Product: max interactor 1, dimerization protein
Exons: 6
Coding region: 385-1068 (227 amino acids)
Biological process (GO): regulation of transcription by RNA polymerase II
Molecular function (GO): protein dimerization activity; DNA-binding transcription factor activity, RNA polymerase II-specific; RNA polymerase II cis-regulatory region sequence-specific DNA binding
Source: RefSeq, a predicted model, not a curated record
CUAGGUAAACAAACAGAAGAGAAGAGGAAACGAGCAGCAGCACGCACUUUGCUGGCUCUGGGCUCCCUCGGGAACAUUUUAUAUGGUUUAUAUAUGUUUUUACAACAUUUUAAUACGACGUACUUUGAAAACUUUUAAUAUUUUGAUAUACCGGUUUUUGACAAUUUCUAACAACGAAAGCUGGCGCGGAGUGUCUUUAGCUUGCUAGCCUGAAAAUAGUAGAUUUUUUCUCUCUUGCUGUCGACAAAGGCAGCUGAUGAGGACAGGGAACUAAACAAACAAUAACGCGACGUGUCAUCUGCUGUAGUAAAAAACCGAUGCACUGUCUUCCGUGUUUUUAACGUCAAACGCUGAAGAGAGCGUAAAGGGAUAUCGGCAGCUAGGAUGACGGCUGUUCAGCUAAUAAACGUUCAGCGGUUAUUGGAAGCUGCGGAAUAUCUAGAAAGAAGAGAAAGAGAGUGUGAACAUGGAUAUGCUUCGACAUUUCCGUCAAAUCAGAACACAAACUACCAGCGGCAGAGAAAAUUACGAAGCAAGAAGUUUAACAGUAACCACAAUAGGUCUACACAUAAUGAGCUGGAAAAGAAUAGACGAGCUCACCUGAGGCUGUGUCUGGAGCGGUUGAAGGCCCUCAUACCCCUGGGACCUGAUUGCAACCGCCACACCACACUGGGUUUGCUUAACAAAGCCAAAGCACACAUAAAGAAACUUGAAGAGGUGGACAGGAAGAGCCAGUACCAGCUGGAGUCUCUGGAGCGCGAGCAGCGGCACCUCCAGCGCCAGCUGGAGCUGCUGAGGGGAGGCAGCGGCGCCGUAGCCCAGAGCAGGCUGGGGGAGGGGGAGAGGAUACGCAUGGACAGUGUGGGCUCCACCCUCUGCUCCGACCGCUCAGACUCUGACCAAGAGGAAAUCGAGGUGGACGUGGAAAGCACAGAGCUCUCCCAUGGAGAGCUGGACAGCGUGAGCACGGCCAGCACCAGCGACCUGGACGACCACAGCAGCCUGCAGAGCAUGGCUAGCGACGAGGGCUACUCCUCCUGCAGUGUCAAACUUGCCUUCUCCUCCUAGAGGCCCCGGCCACCGGUCCACACCAGCCUGCCCUCCCAUCUGCUUAUGCGCCCAGCCAAGCCUGCAUACACACACAAACCAAGUCACCUCUGACAACGGUCGCACCCCAGCUGAAAAUGUUCCCCUGUCCAGGAAUCACCUCCUCUCAUGCUCCUAGCAUUUAUUUUGCCCCCCCCCCCCUUCCUUUUCUGCACUGCUGACCCCACUGUCGGAGGAGCUCCGGUGAGCACACUACCUCCCCUCUGAAUCUUGAGCAGCCCCAGCCAACACUAAUGCCAGAGAACCCCACAGUGAUGUGAGACUGCCAUUUGACUUUAAACAUCUUAGAAACCUUCUUCAGAUAAAAGUCAUAUUACUUUUAAAAAACACAAUGAAAGAUUUUAAAAUUUUUGUUUUUAGAACUAAUAAUUCCCAACCCCUGCUUUGAUGCUAAAUGCACUUAAAUUCAGUGAAACCACUCCGAGGUUCUGAGUGCUCUCUCCUGUGUACAGUAGGCGUUAGACUGAUCCCAUGUAUCCAGUUUAACAUUCUAGUGCCGAGCAAACAUAAUCUGGACUUCAAAGACCACAGUGGGUGAACUUUGCCACAUCGACACAGUGCAGCCCUGACUAAGCGCCCCUCCAGCCCUCGUUACCUCCGCUCAACUCUGCAGAGGCUCGGACACUCGAAUCGGUGCUAUUGUGAAACAAUCCAGGGGGGAAGCAGGUCAGACCCACCACCGCGAAACUUUCGAAGCAAACCUGGCGUCCGCCGAGAUUAUUUCCAACCAAGCACGAAAGAAAACGACAACAGAAAAAUGGAGGGAGAGAAAACAUUCCCGUCGAAUGUGGGUGCUCUGUGCUUUUUUUUUUUUUAAAAGGGUGGAAGUCUUGGUGUUUUUAUUUUAGGUACAACUUGUGUUGUUCUGUUUCGGUUUCCUCGACAAGCAGCUACGACAAGCUAUCCCGCACUCGCCUACUGUAGAGCUCUCCAGACAUGGAAGUGAAGCAAAACACAAACAGCAGCAACAAUGAAGAAGUCAGAACAACUAACUUUGUAAUAGAUGUCUAUCCUCUUUCCAGCAUUAACAAGCAAUAACUUGUAGUUUUUGUCUCGUCAGUUUGAAACUCCUUCCUCUUGUUUUUUUUUUUUCUCUUCUCACUAAAGACACGUAUGUGUUUGUGUGGCCGUCCAAAAAAACAACAAAAAAAGAAUUUCUUUUUUUUGUACAUACAUAUAAAUUAAACUUUAAGAUGUUUUUAAAGGUAGAGCUCAUGGAUAGAUCUAUUGCCUCCGUUGCUGUUCGACCUGUGUUUCUUGUGCACUUGAAAUUUCAUAGCAGCAGCAGAUUGUGGCACGGGCAAUAUUUUAUUUUGUUCAGUUUGUAAUUGUGCUGCUGCUCUGAGAAGGAAAAAAAUGAUAAAACGAUUCAACGAUCAACUUAGUAGGACUUGAUGUUGGACAAUACAGAGUUUGUGUGGUGCUUUUUUUUUUUUCAUGAGUGGGAGGUGAAACGCCGCAUGUGGCAUUCCACUGGUGGAGGUGAUUUAUGAAGGAAGCACCUGUGGGUGAGACUGUGGAGAGAAGGAAGAAGGUUGCACAUUACCAUUGUUGGUCAUCUCAACUCGACUCCCACAUUGAGACUUGCCCCUCAACCACAGUUCUCCAAUUCUUUUUUUUCCUCUUCUGUCGUUUUCAGCUCUCGUGAACCAUUUUGUAUGUGAAAGAUAGAAAACACCGCCCCUUCGUGAAUAUUUAUUUCCCAGUCCCUCAUACAACACGAGCAGUGGGGGAAAAGAAAUUAAUUUAUUUUUGAUUUCCUUAUUUUACUCAUUUUAAUGCUUAAUCCUCAUUCCUUGAUUUAAAAAUUGUAUAUUUUACGGGUUAUUGCUAUUUUUGGAGGGGAGGGUGGGAUGGGACAUAAAAUGUAGCCAUUUUGUUUUUGUUUUUCUAUUAUUUUAUUCAGUGGACACUUGAAUUGUAACUGGCCCCUAAGCUGCUCCUAGUGCUGAGCCUCGCCUGUUUAGAGUCGCCAAGCCUUGUCCAAGCUGAGCUCCCCCCCCCCACUUCCUACUUCCUGCCAUAGGCCCACAACAAGAUGGCUGACGGCCCACGCCCAGCCUGCUGUCUGCUUGUUUCUGGAUCUGUUCUGAAGGGGGCUCUCUGCACAAGGCUUCACCUUAGCCAAGACUUUACUGGCAAAUACUGAGCCAGCUACUACACAAUAGAAGGGGCCGAAAACUCCGCUCUCCUCCAUUUGGAGGACUGUAGUCUCUAUUAGACUUGUGUUUUAGUUGACAAAAUGUGUCUUACGAGGCCUCCGACUGAGGGUUUAAUGAAAAAGUAAAUAAAGAACAAGUCCUUCAGUUUGACUGAAGGACAUGUUUCUGGUGGAGAGUUUCACCUGUGAGCUCCAUGAGGAGCUUUGUUGAGGUUGUUGAACUUGGCACUGAAUCAGAAAGUCACCACUAUUGGUGCUUAAUUCUAUAUAAGAAACAAAUGCCAAAAGCACCUCAGAACACCUCAGUGUCCUCUCUCUCUCUCUCUCGCUCUCGCUCUCGCUCUCUCUUUCUCUCUGAGGGACAGUUUACAUUUAUUCUGCCCUUGUUUAACUUAUUAACCUUCAUUUUCUCCUCUGUUUUCUUUUUCAUGGUGCGGUGGUUUUGUGAACUUGCACUGCUGACAGGAAAAGCUCCCAGGUUUGACGAUAGAUGAAUUUCACUUUUUCGAUUUUCGCGUUUUAACCUGUUUGGACUACACAAUAUUUUCACUACAUCGGGCCAAUGCUGAUGGAGUUAUACAAGUAAAUACUCCAAAUCAGGAUGAAAGAAAGUUUUAAGGACUGAUUUGACCAUCUCCCUCUCACAGGAGUGUACAGUGUGUGAAUGUGUGUUCUCCAUGUUCUUACUGAAGCUGAGCUUUAGAGGAGCACCUGGUCCAAGGUUUGUCUGCACUGAGCUCACUUGGACUCUGUCUCCUGUUACUCAGUAAAUGUCAGACCUCUGGGGAGUAUGUGUCCUGGAAAGACAAUCCAGUGUAAGAUAUAAUAACUGGGGAGUGGGGACUGCGCCACUGUCAUUUAGUCAGUUCAGUGCAGACUGGUCUGGGAUCAGUCUUUCUGGCUAUGCUGCAAAUUCAAAGCACCAUCAUAUCUUUAUAAGCUGGUGAUCACAAAGCCUCUGUUGUGAAGGUUUGCUUUAGUCUUUGCUAAAGGUGGAGUUUUCCAGGAGUUCCAGUUUUGCAGUUUGGCCAGAAGUGAAGCAGCUCAGCUCCAUUCUAGCGUUGCCCUCUCAGGAGACUAACUUUGAGCAAACGGGUCCAUGAAGCGAAGUCAGCCCAACCAAACAAGCAGGCCCAUGUAGGGAGUCCUCCCGUUGUCCUGAACCUGUGGCCAUCCUUUGUGAAACAUGCACUCUGAUGAUGAUUCUAGCUGUGUAAGUUGAUGAUGCAAUACUAAAAUAAAAACACCAAAAUUUUCAAACCUGAA